Molecule: messenger RNA, 1038 nt
Organism: Akanthomyces muscarius
Lineage: Eukaryota; Fungi; Ascomycota; Sordariomycetes; Hypocreales; Cordycipitaceae
Exons: 5
Coding region: 1-1038 (345 amino acids)
Biological process (GO): basic amino acid transport; transmembrane transport
Cellular component (GO): fungal-type vacuole membrane
Molecular function (GO): basic amino acid transmembrane transporter activity
Source: RefSeq, a predicted model, not a curated record
AUGAGCCAGCCUGCCGGUCCAGCUCCAAGCGAGACGACGCCCCUCGUGCAGCCACGCGGCGAUACCCCGACACACCAGCCGGUCUACCAUCGGACGAAUAAUGAACCCUCACAAUUCCUAGGCGGCCUAUCAACGACGCGGUUCUGGGUCAUAUUCGCCCAGAUACUGACGACGCAGUUCCUCUACUUCUUCGACACCACCAUCAUGGUGUCCUCGCACCCCGUGAUAACAUCCCAUUUUGGCGCAGCCCACCUGGCGUCGUGGCUCUCGACGGCAUUUAUGCUCAUGUCGACUGUCUCGCAGCCCUUCCUCGGCCGCCUCUCCGACGCAUUCGGCAGGAAGCCGCUCUUUCUCGGGGCGCUGGCCACCUUUUCCGCGGCGACGCUGUGGUGCGCGCUGGCAGGCAGCAUAGAGAGCCUCAUUGCCGCGAGGGCGUUGUGCGGGGUGGGUGCUGGAGGUACCAUGCUAAUGGGAAGCAUCAUCAUGAGCGACAUGAUCCCCAUCGAGUCCCGAAGCACCUACCUAUCGUACAUCAACAUUGUAGUUGGCCUCGGCUCUGGGUUGGGGGCUACGUUUGGUGGCACCAUUGCCGAGACCAUAGGCUGGAGAUGGGCAUUUGGCACGCAGGUUCCCCCUCUCCUGGCAUGCUUGGUAGUUUCGUCAAUGACGAUUCCAGAAGGCUUGGGCGUUGUGGGGGUGAGAGAAUCGCUUGGCCUGGUAAUCAGAGGGUUUGACGCGAUGGGUGCCUUGCUGCUUACCCUGGCUGUAUCAAUGCUCAUUCUUGGUUUGAAUCUCGGUGGCAAUAUCCUUCCUUGGACUCAUCCAUUUGUCGUUGCUGCCUUGAUGCUAUUUACAAUGGCCUUCCCGGCUUUUCUGCUGAUUGAGUCGCGCGCGGCAAAGCCCAUCAUGCCGCUCAAGUUUGUUACCGUUAGGCCCCACGCUAACCUGAUCCUCUCCAAUUUUUUGGGCGCCGUCAUCUCGAAUGCCAUUCUCUUCAACGCACCGCUAUAUUUUCAAGCCGUACUUUUAGUGCUUUGA